Molecule: messenger RNA, 651 nt
Organism: Lotus japonicus
Lineage: Eukaryota; Viridiplantae; Streptophyta; Magnoliopsida; Fabales; Fabaceae
Exons: 1
Coding region: 1-651 (216 amino acids)
Source: RefSeq, a predicted model, not a curated record
AUGGCUGAAUUUGGAGUGUCCAAGGUCUCUCAUUUAAUUGAUCAUGCAGCCAAAUCUUGGAAGUAUGCUUUGGUGGAUUUUAUUUUCCACCCAGCCACUGUAUCUCAUAUUUUAAAAAUUCCUUUGCCUUUGAAUGGUAGUGUUGAUACUCUCAUGUGGCCAGAAACUGUUGAUGGCAAUUAUUGUUCCAAAUCUGGUUAUAUUUUUGUUCGCAGGAAGCUCCUUGGCGCUUGUUCGUCAACCUCUUCCCAGCCAUCGCUUCCAGCUCCUUUGUGGAAGAAGUUUUGGCGUACUAGUGCCCAGCCCCGUUGCAAGGAGGUGGCGUGGCGUGUGGUUUCAUCUUUACUUCCAGUCCGUGCAGCGCUUCGUCGGAGAGGCAUGGAUGUUGACCCUUUGUGCCCGGUGUGUGCUAAUGAGGAGGAGACCGUGUUUCACUUGUUCGUGUCUUGUCCUGUGGCCCAGAAUUUCUGGUUUGGCUCUCCCCUUUCCCUUCGUGUGCACGGAUUUAGCUCCAUGGAGGACUUCUUGGCGGACUUUUUCCGAGCAGCUGAUGAUGAUGCACUCACUCUAUGGCAGGCUGGAGUGUACGCUCUUUGGGAGAUGUGCAACCAUGUGGUUUUCCGAAAUGGUGAGAUUCAUAUGCCAAAGUAG